Molecule: messenger RNA, 6566 nt
Organism: Brienomyrus brachyistius
Lineage: Eukaryota; Metazoa; Chordata; Actinopteri; Osteoglossiformes; Mormyridae
Gene: nfkbid
Product: NF-kappa-B inhibitor delta
Exons: 12
Coding region: 815-2308 (497 amino acids)
Biological process (GO): regulation of gene expression
Cellular component (GO): nucleus
Molecular function (GO): protein binding
Source: RefSeq, a predicted model, not a curated record
UGUCUAACUGGCAGUACUGUAACAGUACAAAUAUUCAUCAAACACAGUGAUGGCUCUGUGGCUGUAUUCAAGUUAUUAUUGUAACUAGUAUUAAGGGAAUUUUAGCUUCAUAUACCUUAAGCUAGCAAUUCUGCUUCCCUUACCAUAUGCUGCCCUUACCCGAUACCUGUUAUAAUAGCUCACACAAUUUCUAAAUAAGCUGCAACACAUUGAAUAUGACAAAGAAAGUUCACUAUUCUCUGUUUAGGAAAUUCCUGUAAUCUGAAAAGUCUGCUUCUGAUGUCUUUAUUAUAAGAGGAAUCCGGUUAUCUUUCUCUUUUAAAAUAAUGUGAAUGUACUGCUGGUGGCUAUAAUAUUCGACGUAAAAUUCUUCAACAACUCCACAAGCUCAGCGGUGUUGUUUUUAGGGCAGUUAGGCCAUGAGUAGCUACUAAAGCAUAGGCUAUAUUGUUGUGUUCCGGGGUGAAGGCAGGAGGAUGUGUGGUUUGCUGCAUAAGCGUAACGGAGCCCGCAAGAAGGAGCGUCACAGAAAAAGAGUGAGAACAUCCUCCAUAGAAAGCUUCUAGUGAAGCGCAGGUGUCUCUCGCCACUGUUCCUACUGGAAUACAUUCCUCACCGUCACUCCGCAGGCGGUUUCGUGUUUGGCGGAAAUGUAUCUUAUCUCUCUUUGUUGGGGUCUAGAUUUCAGAGAAACUUUGUUGGCGUCUGGAAACCUGAGAUACUGGCGUUUUACAACAAAUUCGUAUUUUCUUUUAUCAUUGAGUGGAAACGAAACGUGCAGACGAGACAAUGCAAACAGUUAUUGAAAUGGAGGAUGGGAAAUUGCAGUCACAGAGGAAAAGCGCCAAAGGAAAAUUCGUGUUCACUGCCCACUGUUAAGAAACUCCUGGAGCAGAAGAGGAAGCGAGAAACAGCUACUUCCCCAUCUUCCUCAACCUCCUCAUUCUCAUUGGUGACCACUUCAAUUGCCAGUGCUUCUGUCCCUGUGUCACUGCCAGAACAGGGUACCCAAACAGGUGGUAACUGCAGCUAUCAGGGCAUCAUGGGAGCUGUGGGGCCCAUGUUGCCACCGGCCACUAGUGUGUGGAACCAUCCCAACUCCCCUCAGUGCUCAAACUUGCAACAGGACUGCCCCAUUCCUUCUGUGGGAGGCUACUUUAACACUGUGGCAACCUCGCUGGAUUGUGGCCAGAGUCAGGCCUACAGCCCUGGCCUGACCCCAAGCUUCACGACACAGCAACCAGAUUACAGUUGUGCCAUGAGCAUCCAUCACUAUUUAGAAUGCCCCAUGACAGUGACCCUCUCUGGUUCAGUUCACUCGGGGGUGCAGCAGUCUCUGAGUUACUCUUGGACACCCGUGAGUAGCCUUCAUAGUCAUGGAGCCCCAAGCCCUCAGGGAUUCGGGGAAGAGAUGGAUGCUGGGAAACUGGAGGAGGCACGCAUGUCCCUUCAGGCGAUGGACUACAGUAAGAAGAUGUGGCAGGAUGAAGAUGGAGACACGAUCUUGCAUAUCUACACGGCAAAGGGGCUGAGGGAGUACGCUUUUGCAGCUGCGGAAAACUUGCGGGACCUGGGCAAGCUAGAUUCCAAAGAACAUAAAGGAAAGACUGCUCUGCUGGUAGCAGCGACAGCAAAUCAGUCACUAAUUGUCCAGGACCUUCUUUUGCUGGGGGCGGACGUCAAUGCCUGUGAUGAUAAGGGUCAGACUGCACUCCACCUAGCAGCUACCUAUGGAUUCCCCAGAGUAAUGCAGACAAUUCUUUCCAUGGGACUGAAUGUGAACCUGGAGGCUCGCAAUUUUGAAGGACUGACUCCCCUGCACUGUGCAGCCAUCUCCCACAGUGCCACCAUGAAGUCCUUUUUUACCCCAGUGUCUGACCUGCACAGCCUGGCGGAAGACAAACUCUCCUGCAUCCAGCUUCUGCUUAGUUCUGGAGCAUCCCUCCUCAGCCAGGACAUCAAGAGCAACAAGACAGUUCUACACCUGGCUGUGAAGGAAGGCAAUGUGAUGCUGGUGCGAAUCCUGCUGCAGAUUAACCUGGCAGACACACAGGCUUUCGUUAAUAUGAAGGCGCAUGGUAACACUGCUCUGCACAUGGCAGCUGGCUUGCAUGGUAGCUGCCACCAGGAGGAGGUGAUCCGCUUACUGCUGAACCACGGAGCUGAUCCCAGCAUCCGCAACCUGGAGAACGACCAGCCUGCGCACCUGCUGCAGAGUGGGGAAAAGGGAGAACAGCUGAAGUUCCUCCUCAAAAAGCGAAAUGCUGCCUCUCGACGGCGUAUUACAUCCUUACAGGACCAAGAGUGACAUGGACUGCUUUCCAGUCCCAGCGUUUGUCCCUCUUCACUACUAACGAAGGGGGAUCUAAUCGUAUCUUCUUAUGAGGACCAAUAUCACACAUAGCACCUCUAAUUUAUUCUAGAGUGUAUUUCCGCAGUGUAUGAUCAGACAGUUAUAUUCUUUUUACUUUUUUGAAGAAAAGUUACUUACACUAUAUUUCAGACAUAAAAAUUUAUCUAGUGAAAUCUGAAACUGACCUUUCAGUUAUUUGGCUGCGUUUAAAUCUACAGGUUAAAUCUACUGUCAGUCCUGUUUUUUUUUUUCCCAAAGAGCAAGUAAUGUUAAUGGACUGAUUAUCAUGUGAGUGAUUCAUUAGUACUAGAUUUUUCUAGGUCUUAGACUAGCCCCUUUCUUCAUGUCGACAUCAAUUAAUAAUGUUUACUUUAUUUAUUGGCAAAACAUACUUUAGUUUUAUAAGAAUGUAUGAAAAUAUAUAUCGAGGUGAAAGGAACAUAGACAAUAUAUCUAAAAUAAAUAAUUUGAAGUUAAAGCAUAUGUUAGGACUUUUACAGAGAGAAACUCUAUGUCCGAUUUCUGAGAAAUCGCUGAAUAAUGGCAAGUUUCAUUAUUACAAUCUGAAACCAUAUUGGUUCAUUGAAAUAAGGUAUCGUAAGCAUGCAUCACACUGUAUCAGUGUGCCAGUGCUUUACAAGUCACAUAACCUCAAUUAUUUUUAUUUAAAUCAAGGGAACCUGUGCCUCAGUUCUUUAUUUUUUCCAUUUUUUCCUAUGGGAUCCAUGUUAUUUAUGACAUCCAUGUGGUGUGACUGCAUUUGCAUUAUUUUAGGAGACACAAGAAUCUUUGGAUGGGCAAUUCCAAUCCUAUCUUGUCUGCAGCUGUGAAAUUUAAUAUUCAGUGCUCCACAAUUAUUGGCACCCCUUCUAAAGAUUUGUAAAAUGAGUUAGUAAUAAUCCACCUUUUGGGUGAAUAUCCCAAUAUGGUUUAAUAUCACACUGACAAAAUUAGAAAAAUCCAACCAUUUUUUAAAAUAAAUUUAUUGAAAGAAAAACAAAUCCUUCAUCAAGAAAUAAUUAUUUUCAUUAAAAAUGCAUGUGCCACAAUUAAUGGAACCCCUGCCUUUAAUACUUUGUACAACCUCCCUUUGCCAGUAUAACAGCACUGAGUCUUCUCCUAUAACAUUUGAAGGUUAGAGAUUACCAAGCAAGGCAUCUGAGUCCAUUCCUCUUUACAGAAUCUCUCCACAUCAUCCAGGGUCCUAGGCCAUUUCUUGUGCUCUCUUGUCUUCAGCUCAUCCCACAGGUUUUCAGUGGGGUUCAUGUCAGGGGACUGAGAUGGCCAUGGCAGAAGCUUGAUUCUGCGGUCAGCUAACCAUUUUUGUGUUGAUUUGGAAAUGUGCUUAGGAUCACUGUCCAGCUGGAAAAUCCAAUGAUGGCCUGUUUUUUUGCUUCCAGGCAGAGGCAGCCAAAUUUUGAUCUAAAAUGUCCUGGUAUUUCAUGGAAUCCAUAAUGCCAUGUACCCUAGCGAGGUUUCCGGCAUUUGGGAUAAGGUUCAUUUCAUUAUAGCCAUCCUUCUUUUUACACCAAACCCACCUUAUAUUUAUUGUGAAAAAUCGCCAUUUUUGUUUCAUCAGACCAUUAAAUUUGGUUGCAGUCAAAGUUGUAGUAGUGUUUCGCUUGGUUCUCCAAGUGCUUAAGUUUGUGGUUGACUGACAAAAAAAGCUUUUUCUGGCAAACCUUCCAAAUAAUCUGUUACUAAGAUAUUAGUUUUAUUAGUUUUUUUAGAGACGUGGUAACCCCAAGAUUUUACUUGGUCUUGUAAUUCACCAACAAUCAUCCUUGGGGAUUUUUUUUUUUACCUCACUUACGAUCCUCUUCACUGUACAUGAGGGAAAAAUAAACUUGGGUCCUCUUCCAGGCCUAUUUGUAACAGUUCCAGUUGUUGUCCACUUUUUUAUUAUUGCCCUAACAGUAGAAAUGGGCAUUUUAUGGCGAGUAGCUAUUUUUUAAUACACAUUCCCUGACUUAUGAAGGUCAACACACUUCUCCCUCAUUUGGUGUGUAUGUUCUCUUAUCUUUCCCACGUUGAUGGAUGACUAAGGGAAUUUGGGCUCUGUGUCACCUCCUGUUCGUAUCCCUUUUAACCAGGAAAUCAUGGAUUACAGCUUGAAGGUUCCUAUUCACUCCACUCAACUCAAAAAUGUACAAUUUACUGGGGAAAGAUGCUUCUGUUACAUUGUGCUCAGUAUAAUUUCCAAGGGGUGCAAUAAUCUUGGCACAUGUGUUUUAAUUAAUUAUUUCUUGAUGAAGGAUUUUUUUUUCUUGGAAUAAAUUUGUGUUAAUGAAAGGUUGGGUUUUUAUAAAUUUUUCAGUGUAACACGAAGCUGCUUCAUCAAAAGAUGGAUUUUUCUUAACCCUUUUUACAAAUCUUUACAAGGGGUGCCAAUAAUUGUGGAGGCCACUGUAUAAAGGUUCAUAUUGAUUCAAUACUGAUCGAAUAUAAAAUUCAUUUUGAUCGAGAAAAAUCUUUGAUCUCUCUUGAGAUUAUGCAGGUAUGCUUCUUAUACUUAGCAAUCAAGUUUUACCUGUUUCUAUCUUCAUUUGUAAAUUUAAGUACAUUUCUUAAUUUGCAUUAUCCUUUUGUGCAGUGUUAAUAUUGUUAUGCAAGGGCUAAGCUUAGGUAUCAGCUUAAUUAUACAGAAGAUAAACCAUUCAUCUAUGAUGACGUACAUAGAAUAAGCUUUAUCUAUAACAUUUAGAGUGUUCUUAUACCUUUUGUUGAAAGGAUGCUAGGAUCUGUACAACCAUGUCAUUAUCCAUCCAUCUAUUGAUCAAAUUGUAGUUUCAGUGGUACACUGCUGAAUGUCUAUGAUUGUGUUUGAGUCCUUUUACACAUUAAUUAUGUAUCCAAUAAUGUGCACAUUAUACAUGCAUAAUUUCUUUGUUCUGGACAGAAAUUAAUCAGUUGUGACACUGAACAGAAAGUGAGUCUAGACAGCAGUAUAGACAUCGAACUAAGUGUCAGUUUUUUGACAUAUAUUUAUUAUGCAUAAAAUAAAGAAACAGAAAUAAGAUGAGCAUUCUAGGAAUUUAAUAGUUAAACAUGAAAUAAUACAUUUUUAGUGCAGGUUGGAGAAAAAAUUAUGUUUUACAAAAUGAAUGGAUUGCAAAAAUUGUAAUUUUCUUUGAAAUUAUCUGCCCGUCCAAAAAAAAAGUUGCCAUUUCAAUUUUUUGUUGGAUCGCCUUUAGCUUUAAUUAUGGCACACAUUUGUCAUGGCAUUGUUUCUACUGGCUUAUGCAAGAUCUCACCCUUUAUUUUCAUGCAGAUUUGCAUAUAUUUCUCAUCGAGAUCCUGUAUUGACAAGCGAGUUGAACCGCUCCAUAAAGCCUCCUUUAUCACAUCCCAAAGACCUUCAACCAAGUCAUACAAAUUCAUGACCAAGUCAUACAAAAAUGAUUCCUCAUGUUCUUUGAACCAGUCUUUGACAAUUCAAACUCAGUGAAUCUUAGCAUUCUUGUCUUGGAAAUAUGCCCAUGCCAACACGAAAGAAAAAAAUGGAUGGAGGUGUAACUUGGCCAUUCAGUAGUUUCAGGUACUCAGAUAACUUCAAUUUAUUGCGGCAUAACAUUGCAGGGCUGUAAUAAUGAUCCAGUGAUUGGCUCUUAAAUAUUUGCUGAUAUAAAUUCAAAUGGCGACCUUUUUUUUUGGCCAGGCAGUGUAUAAGAAGGAUGCUGUAUAAGAAUAAGAAUGUUUGUUCCUCCAAUUCAAAUUUCAUAUCUGUAGUGUUCUGGUUGCAAAAUUAGAUGUUGAAAUACUUAAUUUACAGAAAGUUUAUAUUAUAAUACUGAAUGUAUUCCUAGCAUAAUCAAUCUUCACCAGCAGCAUUAAAAUCUCUUCAGUAAUAUGAUUGCUUUGUGUUUGCUUAGUUCCUUUAUUUUCUCAUGCUUUUCAUAUAUUCUCUUUUUUUUGGCUAGUCUCAUGGCCCAUUUGUUUUGAAGUAUCAGCUCUGAAGGUACAUCCAAGACAUAUGGAUAUGCUUGGAAUCAUGUUACUUCUGUUCCAAAACUAGCUGAAGCUUUUACACAAGUUUAGCACAUGCACAGUAGUAAUUAUUUAUGUUAUUAUAUGUACAGUAUGUGAGCCCUUACAUUCAUAAAUAUGCCUUCUUGAAGAAAAGUUGUCUGUUGAAAAUGCAUUUAUAUAAUUUAAGUUUCGUGUGCCCAAUGGUAGAUGCAAUGCUUAAUAAAUCUAGUUAUAAAACAUGAAA